AUGCUGUUGUGAGCAGCUUGCCACGGGCCCUGCUAACCAAAGCAGAAAACAAUCUUGUGAUGCAGCACGUUGUGGGAGUUGAGCUGCCAUUGGAUUUAAGAACAAGCAUUUUGAAACAUGACUACUUCCUGGAGCGAUCGACUUCAGAACUACGCAGACCUCCCCGCCAACAUGGACGGGCUUGCAAUGAAGAAGUAUCGACGGGAGGCUUACCACAGAGUGUUUGUAAACAGAAGCUUGGCUAUGGAGAAGAUCAAGUGCUUUGGGUUUGAUAUGGAUUACACAUUAGCUGUGUACAAGUCCCCAGAAUAUGAGUCCCUGGGGUUUGACCUGACUGUGGAAAGGCUUGUAUCAAUCGGAUACCCCCAGGAGCUGCUCAACUUUGUCUAUGACUCUACAUUCCCAACCAGAGGCCUGGUGUUUGAUACAAUGUAUGGGAACUUGUUGAAGGUGGAUGCCUAUGGGAACAUCCUUGUCUGUGCCCAUGGAUUUGUUUUCAUUCGGGGGCCUGAGAUCCGGGAGCAGUACUCAAACAAGUUUAUCCAGAGGGACGAUACUGAACGCUUUUACAUCCUCAACACACUCUUCAACCUGCCUGAGACCUAUCUGUUUGCCUGUCUGGUAGAUUUCUUCACUAACUGCCCCCGAUACACUAGCUGUGACACAGGGUUUAAAGACGGUGACCUUUUCAUGUCCUACAAGAGCAUGUUUCAGGAUGUGCGUGAUGCUGUAGACUGGGUCCACUACAAGGGGUCUUUAAAAGAGAAAACGGUGGAAAAUCUGGAAAAGUAUGUGGUCAAAGAUCAUAAACUGCCUCUUCUGCUCAGUCGAAUGAAUGAAGUUGCAAAGGUGUUCCUGGCCACAAACAGCGACUACAAGUACACCGAGAAAAUUAUGACCUACCUGUUUGAUUUUGACCAUGGUCCAAAGCCUGGCACCCCCCACCGCCCGUGGCAGUCCUACUUUGACCUCAUCCUGGUGGAUGCGCGGAAGCCUAUGUUCUUCGGAGAGGGAACGGUCCUGAGGCAGGUGGACACUACCACGGGGCGGUUAAAGAUUGGGACCUACACAGGACCUUUGCAGCAUGGCAUUGUAUAUUCUGGAGGUUCAUCAGACACUGUGUGCGACCUUUUGGGGGCAAAGGGCAAGGACAUUGUCUACAUUGGAGACCACAUCUUCGGAGACAUCCUAAAAUCCAAAAAGCGUCAGGGCUGGAGGACCUUCCUCGUCAUCCCUGAGCUGGCCCAGGAGCUCCACGUGUGGACCGACAAGAGCUCUCUGUUUGAAGAGUUACAGAGCCUGGAUAUCUUCCUGGCAGAACUCUACAAACAUCUGGAUAGUAGCAGUAAUGAACGGCCAGACAUCAGUUCCAUUCAGAGACGUAUCAAGAAAGUGACCCAUGACAUGGACAUGUGCUACGGGAUGAUGGGCAGUUUGUUCCGCAGCGGGUCCCGCCAGACUCUGUUUGCCAACCAGGUGAUGCGCUACGCAGAUCUGUAUGCUGCUUCCUUCAUCAACCUCCUCUACUACCCCUUCAGCUACCUGUUCAGAGCUGCCCACGUCCUGAUGCCACACGAGUCGACCGUGGAGCACGCUCACGUGGACAUCAAUGAUGGCGAAUCGCCUAUGGCCACGCGGAACCGCAACUCCGUGGACUUCAAGGGUUACGACUACAAGCGUAGCCAGCUGACCCGCUCAGUCAGCGAAAUCAAACCACCCAACCUGUUCCCCCAGACCCCCCAGGAGAUCACACACUGCCACGACGAGGAUGAUGAUGAGGAGGAGGAGGAGGAAGAGGAGUAACGAAGAAAAACAAACUAUACAACAGUCUAUUGAGCUAAUUAGAGGGUGGUGCUGGGAGUAAUCAAAAUGCACAAUACAGUAAAAUGCAAAUACGAAAAAAAAAAAAAUUAAAAACAUAAAAAAUAUAUAAAACACACGUAUAUGUACGUGUGCGUGUGUGUGUGUACACAUAGCGUACAUAGAGACAUACAACUUUCUGUUAAUGUUACUGUCUGUAUAACAGACCAGUCUAAUGACACUUAUGUGAUUGACCCUCUCUCUUAUUUGAGGGACAGCGACAGUGAGUUUGUUCCACAUAUUUUAAAAAGAAAUAUAUGUGCAAAAGUUAUUUUGAAUGUCUAAGAAUGGUAGAUGUUUUAAGUUCUAAGAGAUGAAGAGACAGGAGCUCAAACUCAUUUAAAUAUUUUAGGGGAUAAAAAAUGCAUUUACGUUAUAAAAUAACUUUACUGUGCAGUAUAUUGAAUAUGGGGCAAAAUAAGAAUAUUGUAAAAAAAAAUGGCACCAAGCAAAUAUUAUAACGGAGGGCUGUAUUUAAAUACUGGUUGGUUUUGAAUCAGUAUCUUGUAGUAUGUAAGAUAGUCCUGGGCAAGUCAUGCACAGUAUGUAAUGGUUAUGCACCAAUACUACUGUUUCGUAUGUGUUGUUCAUGUUCUUGUUAGCUAUUUUUCAUACAUAAAUUUAGUAACAGUAUCAAGAUUUUACAGAAGCUCUAGUGCUCCAAAAUAGCAAAAAGUCUUGCUACUUUCAGUUUUUUCAAUUGCUUUUUCAGUCAUCGUAUUUAAGUUUGGCAUGAUGGGAUGGCUUUCCUGACCAAUGCAUGGACUGAGAGUGUGAGCUAUGCAAUUAAAAGGUUUACACAGAACUCAGUUCCGAAACACAGAAGCACAUUUAGUAAGAACACAGCUCAAGUGACAAGUGUGUGUUUUUUUUGUUGUGGUUAUAUAUUCAGAAGUAGUAGUGUGUUAAAGGUGUCCUGUUUGGAAAUACAAGAUGUACUUAACAUUGCUAGUGGGUCUUACUUAUAUACGGUAUACUCUUCUGUUUCUUUGGGAGAUUGUAGGGCUUUCUCACUGUCAGAACCAUCUCCCAGUCUAAUGCAAAUACUGUAAUAAAUCAAUGCGUUUGUACAGUG
Molecule: messenger RNA, 2935 nt
Organism: Acipenser ruthenus (sterlet)
Lineage: Eukaryota; Metazoa; Chordata; Actinopteri; Acipenseriformes; Acipenseridae
Gene: nt5c2a
Product: 5'-nucleotidase, cytosolic IIa
Exons: 18
Coding region: 118-1803 (561 amino acids)
Molecular function (GO): 5'-nucleotidase activity
Source: RefSeq, a predicted model, not a curated record